Messenger RNA from Botrytis byssoidea, 4615 nucleotides. RefSeq lists its product as uncharacterized. Gene Ontology annotation, biological process: regulation of DNA-templated transcription. Lineage: Eukaryota; Fungi; Ascomycota; Leotiomycetes; Helotiales; Sclerotiniaceae. The record is from RefSeq and is a predicted model, not a curated record. Bases 1750 to 4008 code for a protein of 752 amino acids. Gene Ontology annotation, molecular function: acetyltransferase activity; DNA-binding transcription factor activity, RNA polymerase II-specific; zinc ion binding. The transcript has 3 exons.
CCCGACUCACAACUCACAACUCACAACUCACAACUCAUAACUCACUACUCUCAUAUCUCAUUCAUACCUUUGAGAAACUUCACUCCAAACACACACUCGACUUCAUAUAUAAUUGUACUUUCUGUCCCCUCCACCUUUGCUUUCUUUUUUCUCUUCUUCUCUUUUCUUUUCAUCCUUUCCCACUUAUAUUUCACAUUCACAUUCUCCUUCUCAUUCGAUUCGCAUCCACCAUUCACCACUCAUGCACCCAAGCUGAAUCUCCAACCGCCGAGGAUUUACAUCUUACCGAGCUAAACGCGGAACAUGGUAGAAAGAAGAGACACUAGACAAUUAAAAUGCCCACUUUAAUUAACCCAUGACGAUUUGUAGUACAGAACAGACGCUGCUCAAUAUAUUCACACUACCCCAACAACCAUAACUUUUUUUGAUUCUUUGCGUCCCUUCGUUACCAUUCCACUGGGUCAAAGAGAUUCAUCAAAAAAAAUAACGAAGGACUUGAAAAAAAAGACGAAACGUUUUUUGUCAUUGAUUCCCAUAAAAAUAUCCCGCCCUUUUGUAUCGAAAAAGUCUACUUUCGAUUCAAUUUUUCUAUUUUAAGGAACUUGACGAUUUUCAUUGACGACAUACAUACAUACAUUCAAAUCAAAUCAAAUCAAAUCAGACCAAACCAGUCCAGUCCAGUCCAUACGAACAUACCAUACUAUACGAACUAUCAUCUCAUCAUCUCGGAUAUUGUAUUGUGAAAGGCAGAAGGCGAAGUUUCAAUUACACCUUUACCGACGAACAACCAUCUCUACAAUCGUUUUGUGUUACCUCUCAAUUCUCAUCUCAUACCAGCUCAAGGAACACAAUCCAUCAUCCAUGAGGCAAAGACAUCAAUCAGCAAUCAAUCAAUCAUCAUCACCAUCACCCUUAACCUCAUCAUUAUAAUCACAUACGAUUCGGCUGGACCAAUCUCUCAUUCAUUGGAAACUACAUCUCAUCGAGAGACAAGAAAGAAAAAUCACUUCAAAGUACACGUGAAUGAAGUCGAGUUCUUUCUGCAUUUCCUUGGUUGAAAAUAAGAGAUAGCAUUACCUACUCCAAUCAUUUGCACACCAAUUGAUUGAAUUUACUACUAAUUUGACCCGACUUGACUCUGGGCGACAAUCUUAUCAGAAGGGCAACACAUCCUUCCGUCAAGAAUAAUUCAUUGUAAUCAUUUAAUCGGCCUUUCCAAAUCCUGAAAGUAUAUCACGAAUCCAAACUGUCCGAUUCUCGUCGAUAUCAUAUACUGGGCACCACACCCAGAAUAAUUUAAUUUCGACGAGACCUUGAAGGAUUCUCAAAAUAACCAUCGCAAUCAUCAUCAAUCUCAAGAUUUCGUGGUGUUUUGUCUUUACACAUCAUCUGGUCUCCACAUCCUCAACGGAUCUCAGCUCGGCCAAGGGGAACGACGUCGAUAAGGUCACGAGUCUGGUCUUGCUGAAAAGUGAUUUUUUUCGACAACAAGUAGCUCAACGACUCCAAUCCUUGGAUUUGUGCUUAAACGUAAUCUAUUCAAGAAAGAAGCAGGAUACCAACGAAUGGAAGGGUAACUGGAUCAAUCGACCUUUUGAGAUUUCCCAUUUGAUUUGGAAAGCGCGCGUCUGCUAUUUUAGGAAGAAACGUGAUCUUCAUCCGAAUCUUAUUCACGAAAGCUCAUCACAUUGGAACAUUGGAACAUUCCCAUUAUCAAACACUUUAAAUACUGGUAAAUCAACUUAAAGGAUGGCGCCUAACACCAUGAAUACAGAAAACAUCCUUCUUGAAACUCAGGAGCUUGUGAAUUUGGCUCGAGAAAUUUUGGUGGUUAACUCAGGCAGUGAAGAAGGAAUAAAAAUCACUCAAGAUAUAGUUGAAAUGGCGACUCCAGAAGGUACAGAUAAACACGCGGAAUCACCGACAGCGAGAUUCACAGCAGUCAAUGGUAGAAAUCAGAAUGAAACUUCGCCUACGACCAAUGGAAAUGGAAACGUUACUAGCACUGGAGUAAAUGGGAACGGUGUUGCAAGGAGGGGUUCCGAUGAGAGGCCAAAUGGACAACCUAGAAUUUCACCUCCAGGUCAUGAGAAAUUGACCAUUACAACAACUCAGGAUCAAGACUGGUCUUCUUCGAAAAAUGGAGAACGAACUCAUUUACCUGAUCGCCAAAUGAAUACUAGCCAGAAUUCAAAUCAUUAUUCCGACGAGAAUUCUCACAAACGUAAAAGAUCUGGUUCAAUGGAUCAAGGUUCAUCAUCCGCAAAUUCAUACCACAGCCACGCCCUACCAAAUUCAACAAAAGCGACACCAACCACGGCGACUACCGAGUCUGAUGGGAUCAGAGAUGAUGGAAGUGUUCGAGCAAAAUCCCAACCUCAUUUAGAUUCCAGAGAGACGUAUAGCGCAGAUUCACAGUACAGACAAUUCAUGUCAGCAACCGAUUCAGCUCGAGAUACGCCUUCAAAUGACUUAUGGCAUAGUCGUCAUUACCCUCAGCAUCCCCAAGUUGCUUCCGAUGAGCACAUUGGAGAGGUAUUACAAAGAGCAUCUCAAAAUCUGGAUGCACAGCAACAUGAGUACGAUCGUCGUACACUUUCUGGUGAUGAUAAUCGAUAUGCUGAUCCGCAAUCUGCAUACAGCCAAGAGAGACGGGAAUUGUCUGCACAAUCGGAUCUCAAGAAGCGCAAAAGAAAUUUCAGUAACAGGACCAAGACAGGCUGUAUGACAUGCAGAAGACGAAAGAAGAAGUGCGAUGAAUCCAGGCCAGAAUGUAACAAUUGUCUCCGUGGUGGGUUUGUCUGUUCCGGAUAUCAACAACGAGGUUCCUAUCCGAAGGUCGAAAUGAAACAAACUCCAGUUCCAUUACAAUCUAAAACCGAAUACGAGAGCCCCUCUUCAUACACGCAGCCAUCACCAUAUGGAAACCAACCUGGAAUCCCAACUCGAAGGGAACCGUUACCUGGAUAUCGCGGCCAAAGCUUACGUGUAGAUCCUCACAGCAGAGCUAUGACAGAUGCAGAUGAUCAAGCAAGCGCAACUACCUUACCUAGUGCUUCCAUCACAAGCCCAGAGAAUAAUCGAAUAUCUGCAUCAGGUUAUGGAAUCCAACAAACGCCAACUCCUGUGAGUGCAAACAGUGCCCAUCCAGAUCGCUACAAGAGUGAGUAUCCGCGCGUUGGACCUCUCCAUGAUCUUUCCAGGCAAGAGUCAAGAACAGAUCCGGAUACUGGAACACCGCAUUCUGCUCGUGAGCCUACUUCGGCUCUUCCAAAUCUACUCAAUCAUCAGAUUCACCCCGAUAGUCCCCAUAGCAGCGCCCAAGUUGCCGCACAACUAGCACUUUCUCAUCCUGCAAGUCGACAAAGAACUCAGAAGGAAGAAAUGUUAGCUGGCCGUCAUUACUUCCCAUUCGAUAAAGAACUAGUUCUUGAGCGUGAACGUUGCAAUACAGCUUGCUGGCGUUUCAACAAUAGCACAAAUCCCAAUAAUGGUGUAUCACCCGAAGAACGAGCUCGUCAAUUCCGUGACAUCCUUCAACCACGCGAUCAUGUCAUUUCUCCCACUCAAGCUACGCCUGUCACUCCUGUUGGUAAAGUCGGCGAUAAUGUGGUCGUCGAAGCUCCAUUUACUUGCGAUUAUGGAUACAAUAUUAGCAUUGGACAAGAUGUCGCGAUUGGAAAGAACUGCACGAUUCUUGAUACUUGCGAGGUUAAGAUUGGUGAUCGUUGCAAUAUUGGACCCAAUGUUAAUCUCUAUACCGCUACCCUACACAUUGAUCCAAAGAGAAGACUUGGAUCCCGAGGACCAAAUUUGGGAAGGAAAAUCAUCAUUCAAGAGGAUUGUUGGAUUGGUGGUGGUGUAACGAUUUUACCUGGUAGAACUAUCGGGAAGGGUAGUACAGUGGGAGCGGGCUCGAUUGUCACAAGAGAUGUUCCACCUUAUACAGUGGUUUGUGGAAAUCCGGCAAGAGUUAUUCGUGGUCUAUAUCCGCCACAUGAAGGCUAAUGGAUAUUCUGCAAGGUCUCGUUAUGAACGAUGAGUUAAUGGACUACCUCUUUAAUAUUUGAUUUUAUCUUUCAUUUCGUACUUUUCAAUUGUAUCUAGGGAACCUUUCUUGGAGUUUUCAAUUCAUGCUACUACCGUUUGGGCUUAGAUCGGGAUGGAGAUGUGUACUGAAUGGAAUGGAAAGAGUUGAUUGCUCUGGUAGCUUAUGGCGUAGGGAGUGGCUAGCAGGCUAGGAUGAAUAUUUUAGCUUGUCUUGUUUGUUUGUUUGUUUAUUUAUCUGUUUGCUUUUUUGUCUAAUUGCUUGCGUGGCUCAUGGAUCGAAGAUGGCUGGGGGACUUUUAUGAUAUACAUGUAGGAUGAUUAUGAGGAGGAGAAGAAGCGAGGGAGGGGCUAGAGAAUGCAUGGCGGGAUGGAUGGAUGGAUGAAUUGGAUGGGAAAAGUAUAUUGUAUUCAUCAACUCGGUUCUCUUCGCUUUAGCUAGAAGUGGAAUCGAAAUAGGAAUGAAACUUACUUAAUUUACUUACUUGUAUUGAUGACUUUAUCUUUUAGAGCACUCCUUUUUUUUUUAUCUCGUUACUUGUUUGAAAUCUGUUGACUUUUGCUGUUU